Messenger RNA from Ceratotherium simum simum (southern white rhinoceros), 3210 nucleotides. RefSeq names its product endothelin receptor type A (gene EDNRA). Gene Ontology annotation, biological process: endothelin receptor signaling pathway; regulation of blood pressure; enteric nervous system development. Lineage: Eukaryota; Metazoa; Chordata; Mammalia; Perissodactyla; Rhinocerotidae. Gene Ontology annotation, cellular component: plasma membrane. Gene Ontology annotation, molecular function: endothelin receptor activity. The record is from RefSeq and is a predicted model, not a curated record.
UUCGCACGUUUUUGCUGUCCUAGAGUGGAGUAGAAGGUCUGGGAGCUUUGGGAGGAGAAGGGGAGGACAGACGGGAGGCGUGUUCCUCUGGAGUUUUCUUUUUCUUGAGAGCUCUCUCGCGCGCGCGCGUACAGUCAUCUCUGGUCUGGCGAUUGUGGACAGGAGGUGGAGAGGCUCCAUCCCACCCGGUGGCCGGAGGCUGGAGGCUCGGGGAGACCUCCCAGGAGAAGCCGUGCCCAGGAAGUCUUCCCAAGCGGAGGCAGCUGUGCGGCCGGGGCCGCCGCCUAGCCGGAGCCGGGACCCACGCCACCCACCCUCGCUGGCUCCGCUUCCUCUCGUCCAGGCGCCGCGCGCGCACCGAGCAGCUGUCUGCGCCCGCCGAGCUCCACGGUGAAAAAAAAAAAGUGAGGGUGUAAAAGCAACACAAUAAGAGACAUUUCCUCGAAUUUGCAUCAAGAUGGAAACCUUUUGCCUCAGGGUGUCCUUUUGGUUGGCGCUCUUUGGAUGUGUGAUCAGUGAUAAUCCUGAGAGCUACAGCACGAAUCUGAGCACUCCUGUGGACGAUUUCACCACUUUCAGUGGGACAGAGCUCAGCUUCCUGGUUACCACUCAUCGACCCACUAAUUUGGCUCUCCCCAGCAAUGGUUCAAUGCACAACUAUUGCCCGCAGCAGACUAAGAUUACUUCAGCUUUCAAAUACAUUAACACUGUGAUAUCUUGUACUAUUUUCAUCGUGGGAAUGGUGGGGAAUGCAACCCUGCUCAGGAUCAUUUACCAGAACAAGUGUAUGAGGAAUGGCCCCAACGCGCUGAUAGCCAGCCUUGCCCUUGGAGACCUUAUCUAUGUGGUCAUUGAUCUCCCUAUCAAUGUAUUUAAGCUGCUGGCUGGGCGCUGGCCUUUUGAUCACAAUGACUUCGGCGUCUUUCUUUGCAAGCUGUUCCCCUUUUUGCAGAAGUCCUCGGUGGGGAUCACCGUCCUCAAUCUCUGUGCUCUCAGCGUUGACAGGUACAGAGCAGUUGCCUCCUGGAGUCGUGUUCAGGGAAUUGGGAUUCCCUUGAUCACUGCCAUUGAGAUUGUCUCCAUCUGGAUCCUUUCUUUCAUCCUGGCCAUCCCUGAAGCAAUCGGCUUCGUCAUGGUGCCCUUUGAAUACAAGGGUGAACAGCACAAAACCUGUAUGCUCAAUGCCACAUCAGAUUUCAUGGAAUUCUACCAAAAUGUAAAGGACUGGUGGCUCUUCGGGUUCUAUUUCUGCAUGCCCUUGGUGUGCACCGCCAUCUUCUACACCCUCAUGACUUGUGAGAUGUUAAACAGAAGGAAUGGCAGCUUGAGAAUUGCCCUCAGUGAACAUCUUAAACAGCGUCGAGAAGUGGCAAAAACAGUUUUCUGCUUGGUUGUAAUUUUUGCUCUUUGCUGGUUCCCUCUUCAUUUAAGCCGUAUUUUGAAGAAAACCGUGUAUGAUGAGAUGGACAAGAACCGAUGUGAAUUACUUAGUUUCUUGCUGCUCAUGGAUUACAUUGGUAUUAACUUGGCAACCAUGAAUUCAUGUAUAAACCCAAUAGCCCUAUAUUUUGUGAGCAAGAAAUUUAAAAAUUGUUUCCAGUCUUGCCUCUGCUGCUGCUGUUACCAGUCCAAAAGUCUGAUGACCUCGGUCCCCAUGAAUGGAACAAGCAUCCAGUGGAAGAACCAUGAACAAAACAACCACAACACAGACAGGAGCAGCCAUAAGGACAGUAUAAACUAAACAUCUUAAGAAACAUUAAUCAAUUUUCCUUCAAAUCCUAUUGGAAAAGAAAAUCACACAGCAACUGUGUCUCCAGAAAUCUCUUCUCCAAUCCUUCUCCCGUGACUCAGUCCCACCUCCUAAAAAAUGCUUUCCAAAACAUUGGAGGGUGGACUGGUUUAUACCCACAAAUUCAAUGAAUAUUACUUCUUUAAUUUAUCUAAUUUACAUAUUCUUCAUGUUAUAUUCAGCACUAAAAAAUAGUGGGAGUUGGCAAGGGGAAAAGAGACUGUUCAAUUAAACCAGGAGAAUAUUUACUAUUUUUGCAUGAAAAUAGAGUUUUUGAGGACAUGACUAGCUUUCAUGGCAGUUCUGUCGAGUGUUCACUGAGAACUGGUCACCAUGAAAGUUUAGAGAUUUAUGACACGGUUUUCUAUUUUUUUAAGUGAUUUUUUUUUUUUGGCCAAACCCAGUAUGAGUUUGUCACCUUUAUUUGAAAUGUCAUUUGGUGCCAGUAUUUUUUAACUACAUAGUGGCCUAAAAAUGAUUAUUUGGGCUUAUUUAUACAUAUUUUGCAAAAGAAAAAAAAAAGAAGUAAAACAGAAUUCAGGUAAGCAAUUAGGUUAAUGUUUCUCAUGUCACUGUUUUAUUUUUAAAACAUGAAUUCUCAAGCUACAACACAUACAAGCACUUAAAGCAGAGACUGAUACUCACAGAUGGCAGUUUAAUAGCUGCUAUUCAAAGAAUUUUUAAGAAACUAUAUUUUCUUUUUUAAUGGUGUUUCAUCACAGGAGAUCUUCAGCAUAUUUUUAUGUUAAAUUUAAAAAUAAUGCUUGAGUCAAAUAGUUCUAUUUUUCAUGAGCCCAAUCUUUUUUUAUGUAAGUAUCUUAUGUAAAAUCAGUAUCAUGUACCAAAAUUUAAAUGUAUGUGUCAUUCAACUAUGCCCAAGACUGUCAGUGCAAAUGCAUAGAAGGCUGAAACACAUCUAGGAGAAAAGGAUUGAAUAUUUUUAGAAGAAUUGGAAAUUUUCGUUGAGUUUUUUUUUUUAAUAGUAGCAUGUAUAUGUGUGUAUAUGUAUAUAUAUGUACAUAUGCAUAUAUGGGUAUAUAUGUACACAUAUAUAUACAUUAUACAUAUCACCUCAUAGUCUCUUGAUUUCUCUUAAAAUGUUAACUGGCAGUAAGAUUUUUUUGGUCAUUCUCUUUUCCAUAUGGGAAACAUAAUUUCAAAGUGGCCAGCUGAGUUUGUCAUGUCAGUGAAAUAUAAUUACCCCCAAAUGCCACCAUGAACUUAUGGUUCUUCACUUCUCUGGGUUUCCAGUAUGAACCUAAACACCUCCCCCACCCCCACUCCUCACAUGGUCACCAUUUCAAAGGGCCCAAAGUGACUUUUGCUGGGCAUUUUCCAAGAUGUUUACAGACUGUGAGUAUAGCAUAAAAUCUUUUACUGUGUGUAUAUAAAUAUAUAUAAACAACUGUACAUUUCUUUUA